Molecule: messenger RNA, 1664 nt
Organism: Nannospalax galili (Upper Galilee mountains blind mole rat)
Lineage: Eukaryota; Metazoa; Chordata; Mammalia; Rodentia; Spalacidae
Product: probable ATP-dependent RNA helicase DDX28
Biological process (GO): mitochondrial large ribosomal subunit assembly
Cellular component (GO): mitochondrion
Molecular function (GO): nucleic acid binding; ATP binding; RNA helicase activity
Source: RefSeq, a predicted model, not a curated record
AUGACGAAUGGGAAUCGCAGAGACUUGAGCACCCAACUCCUGGUUCACUGGGCCAGGGCCCCACAGCCACCUCCUAUUUCCGAACCCCCCACUCCUGCCUCCAUCGCAUGCCCUUCCCGAAAGAUGAGCCCGGUCUGGACAUCACCAUCCCCAGUUGGAACUACAGACCUCACACGGUCCGCGGUUAGGACGAGCCCUUGCCGGUGGCGCGCGCAGCACGAGGCACCCAGCCUGCGGAACCUCUCGUCCUCCGGCAGCUUGGCUGACCUGGGUCUGGAGCCCCGGCUGCUGCUGGCACUUCAGGAUGCUGCCCCCGAAAUCGUUCGGCCCACAACGGUGCAGUCGAAGACCAUCCCCCAACUGCUUCGCGGUCGCCACAUCCUUUGCGCCGCUAAAACCGGCAGUGGCAAGACUCUGAGCUACUUACUACCCAUGUUUCAAAGGCUCUUGAGCCGUCCAGACUUGAUCUCCCGAAGUACCGCCUCUCCCCGGAGCCUGGUUCUUGUGCCUUCCCGAGAAUUGGCGGAACAGGUGCAGGCUGUAGCCCAGUCAUUGGGUAGUUCCUUGGGCCUGCAGGUGCGGGGACUAGGGGGUGGUGGUGGCAUGAGUAGGCUCAAACUGCAGCUGUCCAGACUACCGUCAGCAGAUGUACUAGUGGCCACUCCAGGGGCUCUAUGGAAGGCCCUGAAAAGUCAGCUGAUCAGCUUACAGUAUCUCUCCUUCGUGGUGUUGGAUGAAGCGGACACACUGCUGGAUGAAAGCUUCCUGGAACUGGUGGACUACAUCUUGGAAAAGAGCCCUAUAGCAGAAAGCCCAGCUGAUUUAGACGAUCCCUUCAAUCCCAAAGCACAGUUAGUGCUGGUGGGAGCCACAUUUCCUGAAGGUGUAAGCCAAGUGCUGAGUAAAGUCACCAACCUAGACUCUCUCACCACCAUCACCAGUGCCAAGCUCCACUGCAUCAUGCCUCAUGUCAGACAGACAUUUAUGAAACUAAAGGGAACAGAGAAAGUGACAGAGUUGAUUCAGAUCCUCAAGCAGCAUGACAAAGCAAAAAAGACUGGACCCUCAGGAACGGUCCUUGUGUUCUGCAACAGCUCCAGCACUGUGAACUGGCUGGGAUACAUUCUGGAUGACCACAAGAUCCAACAUCUAAGGCUACAAGGGCAAAUGCCAGCCUCAAUGAGGGCAGGCAUCUUCCAGGGCUUCCAGAAGGGAUCUCAAGACAUACCUGUCUGCACAGACAUAGCUUCACAUGGCCUAGACAGCAUUCAUGUGGAACUGGUUGUCAAUUAUGAUUUCCCCCCUACCCGGCAGGAUUACAUCCACAGAGCAGAAAGAGUGGGUCGUGUGGGGAGCGAGGUACCAGGAACCGUCAUCAUCUUUGUGACCCAUCCCUGGGAUGUGAGUCUGGUUCAGAAGAUUGAGCUGGCAGCUCGCAAGAGAAGCCUUCCAGGACUAGAAUCAUCCAUGAGAGAUCCUUUGCCUCCUCUGCAAGCCUAAUUGUUGAGUGCCUUAAAUGUAAUUCUAGAGCAGUUAGGUGGCACUGGGCUGCCCUGUUGCCUUCCUGAGGGCAUGAUGAGCUGUUUGUAGCUUUGAAAAGUAAGCUGCCAGUCAGGAUUGGAAGGUAGUCUGAUAUUCAAAAAAUAAAGUGGAUUUUGACUUCA